Messenger RNA from Diceros bicornis minor, 957 nucleotides. Its product is annotated as olfactory receptor 1J4-like. Bases 19 to 957 code for a protein of 312 amino acids. NCBI's taxonomy places the organism in Eukaryota, Metazoa, Chordata, Mammalia, Perissodactyla, Rhinocerotidae. The transcript has a single exon. Gene Ontology annotation, biological process: G protein-coupled receptor signaling pathway. Gene Ontology annotation, cellular component: membrane. Gene Ontology annotation, molecular function: olfactory receptor activity; G protein-coupled receptor activity. The record is from RefSeq and is a predicted model, not a curated record.
AGUAUAUACAAGAGCAGUAUGAGGUCUGAAAACCAAAGCACCGUAUCUGAGUUCCUCCUCCUGGGGAUCCCCAUCUCUCCAGAGCAGCGGGGCUUGUUCUUCUCUUUGUUCCUGGGCGUGUACCUCACCACAGUGCUGGGGAACCUGCUCAUCAUCCUGCUCACCAGGCUGGACUCUCGCCUCCACAUCCCCAUGUACUUCUUCCUCAGCCACUUGGCCUUCUCUGACAUUUCUCUUUCAUCUGUCACGGUUCCAAAGAUGCUCAUGAACAUGCAGACUCAGAAACAAUCCAUCUCCUAUGUGGGGUGCAUUUCUCAGAUGUAUUUUUUCUUAGUUUUUGCUUCUCUUGACAAUUUCCUUCUUGGAGCGAUGGCAUAUGACAGGUAUGUGGCCAUCUGUCAGCCACUCCACUACACAACUGUUAUGAGACAGGAGCUGUGUUUCUCGUUAGUAGCUGGGUCCUGGUUCCUCAGUUGUGCACAUGCUCUGUUGCACACCGUCCUCUUUGUCCAACUGUCCUUCUGUGCUGACAAUACCAUCCCCCACUUCUUCUGCGACCUCACUGCACUCCUGAAGAUGAGCUGCUCAGACAUCUCCCCCAAUGAGCUGGUCAUCUUCACCGAAGGAGGAAUGUUUUUCUUCUUUACUUUGAGUAGCAUCAUCGGGUCAUAUAUCCAGAUAGGGACCAGUGUCCUGAGGGUCCCGUCCACCAAGAGACUUUCUAAAGCAUUUUCUACCUGUGGUUCCCAUCUCCUUGUGGUGUCUUUUUACUAUGGGACACUUGCAGUUAUUUACUUUUCCUCAUCACCAUGGGACUCCAAUGACAGAGACAUAAUUGCUUCGGUCACAUAUGCGGUAGUUACCCCAAUGCUGAACCCCUUCAUUUAUAGCCUGAGGAACAGAGAUAUAAAACAGGCCCUAGAAAUAUUUGUCAACAGGGCUAACUUCUUUAAGUGA